This is a messenger RNA of Eleginops maclovinus (Patagonian blennie), 2010 nucleotides long. RefSeq lists its product as uncharacterized. The transcript has 11 exons. NCBI's taxonomy places the organism in Eukaryota, Metazoa, Chordata, Actinopteri, Perciformes, Eleginopidae. Gene Ontology annotation, molecular function: oxidoreductase activity. The coding region runs from base 387 to 1475 and encodes 362 amino acids. The record is from RefSeq and is a predicted model, not a curated record.
CAGUACAGAAGACUGUGUACUGUGUGUUGGCUAAAUAUUGCGUGAUAUUUUUUUCAGGGAGUUUAAACUUUCAGUACAAAAUGUACUCUAUAGGUAGACUGCACGGCAUGUGAAGGCAGAACAAAAUUUCCGCCUGGAGCUGCACGACAUUACCUAUCCAGAACAAGGCUGUGCGUUGGCGCUCGGAGAAACUCCCCCAACAAAGCCUCUCCUCCAACACGCCCAUAGAGAAACACAAACAGUGGAUUUUACGCUUUUCUUUUCCUGACACUGCAGGACUUUAAGACCAAGUUGAGGAUCCUGGACCAGCGACACCAGCAGCUCAGCAGCACCAGAGCCAAGAGCCACUCACCCUCAACCUGAAGGAGAAGCAGCAGGAAGUCAACAUGAGCAGAUGUCUGAUCAGCAAGGCGGAGGUGCAAGGCUUCAUCGAGAGGUGUAUGACAGGCGUGGGCACCAAGGCACAUCAUGCCCGCAGCCUGGCCGAGGUGCUGGUGGAGGGGGACCACAGGGGCCACUACAGCCAUGGACUCAACCGGAUGGACAUGUAUGUUAAGGACAUCCAGACCGGUAUCUGUGCCAAGGACGGUGAGCCAGUGGUGGAGAAGGAGAGUGCAGCCACAGCUCUGGUGGAUGGGAAGAACCUGCUGGGUCCCGUGGUGGGAAACUUCUGCAUGAAUCUGGCCAUCAAGAAGGCUAAAGAAGCUGGUAUUGGCUGGGUGGUGGCACAUGGUUCCAACCAUUACGGUAUUGCUGGAUAUUACUCAAUGCAAGCUCUGAAGGAAAACAUGAUUGGCAUGUCCUUUACCAACACGUCUCCACUGGUGGUUCCCACACGUGGUAAAGAGUGCACUUUGGGCACCAACCCCAUCAGCGUAGCUGCUCCGGCUAAAGAUGGAGAUAGCUUUGUUCUGGACAUGGCCACAUCAGCAGUAGCACUUGGAAAGGUGGAGCUCCAUGACCGACGGGGAGACACCAUCCCUGAGGGCUGGGGCUGCGACGCCGAGGGGAAGCUGACCACCGACCCCAAGAGAGUCCUGAGCGGGGGAGGGCUGGUGCCUGUCGGCGGCAGUGAAGCCACAGGAGGGUACAAAGGCUACGGGCUGGGAAUGAUGGUGGAAGUGUUCUGUGGUAUUUUGGCCGGUGCCCAGUACAGCAAUCAUGUCCGAACCUGGAAAGUAACAGACCGUGUUGCCAACCUGGGUCAGUGUUUCGUUGCUAUUAACCCAGAGAACUUUGCUCCCGGGUUCGCUGAGAGGAUGUCAGACCUCCUGUCCAUCCAGAGGGGGUUGGACCCUGCUGACCCGAGCAGUCCGGUUUUGGCUGCUGGAGAUCCAGAGAGGAUGAACAUGAAGGAUUGUGAGAAGAUGGGCGGGAUCCCCUACCACAUCAAUGUCGUCAACCACAUGAAUGAAUGUGCCAAGAAAGUUGGUGUCAGCCCGCUGCUGCCAUGUGACAAUCUCAUCUCUAACUAGUGGAAAUCUUCAGCUUCUGCUCAUCUUAAAGUUCACAUUGAGCUACUCGGGAACGACUCUCUAUACAUGUAAACUGUGUACAUGUUGACAAUCAUAUCACUUUCCAGGUAUUUAAAUCUUUUCUAUAACGUGUGACAAAAAACGUUUCUCAUUUCUGUAACAUUUGUGACAUGAGACCAAAAAUACCAACGUAUCUCUCUUCUUAAGGGAACUUUUGAAACAAAGCUGUUUAAAGACCUGGCUUUAUGGCUGGAUGUGAAUGAGUUGAGAAUGUUGUAGCGGUGCUGUUGAAAGAUGAGCUCGCUGGUUUGUUGCCACAACAGUUCGGGCUGUUCCCUGUUGGGGAUCUGUUUUACUCCGUUGCAGUUAAUAUGCAGUACACCUUUUUAACUCUAUAGUUUUUAAAGCUAAACAUGUCAUUUUUUGUAGUGAGAAGGAUUUAGAAAUAACUGUUAGAAUGUUUGGCUUUUACACCAAGGUCAUAAAAACCACCUUUCUCCUGUGCCUUAUUCAAUAAAAGUCAUACAAACCCAAA